Aspergillus homomorphus CBS 101889 is the source of this 426-nucleotide messenger RNA. RefSeq lists its product as uncharacterized. The coding region runs from base 1 to 426 and encodes 141 amino acids. The record is from RefSeq and is a predicted model, not a curated record. NCBI's taxonomy places the organism in Eukaryota, Fungi, Ascomycota, Eurotiomycetes, Eurotiales, Aspergillaceae. The transcript is spliced from 4 exons.
AUGGAAGAAUUGAAGAAAGAAGGGGGUUCUCUGUCUCUCCCUCUCUCUCUCUCCGGGCUUUCCCCCCUCUCGCUCUUUCUUUCUUUCUCUCUCAGUCUCUAUACAUACAGUCUUUGCCAUUUAUCUCUCGACGAAGCGGUUAUUUUCCUCUCCUCGCUGGAUGGGAUUGACGGUUUUAGGGACGUUGCUGGUGUUUUCUAUAUAGACACCAUCGUUGAGAAGGAAAGAGGGGUGUUGUGGCAGAUGGAUAUGGAAGGAGUGCGCCUGUACACAGAGCACGGACUCUUCUCUCGUUCGGCUCCCAUGCUUAAGGCACACAAGGACAGACACGCCGCUACUGCUACUACUGUUUCCCGUGCCUCUUGUUUCAAUGCUUGGAAGAUUCCGUAUAUUCAUCCAGUCUACCUAUUACUAGCCUAUCUCUAA